Molecule: messenger RNA, 4821 nt
Organism: Aspergillus puulaauensis
Lineage: Eukaryota; Fungi; Ascomycota; Eurotiomycetes; Eurotiales; Aspergillaceae
Exons: 14
Coding region: 1-4821 (1606 amino acids)
Biological process (GO): carbohydrate metabolic process
Molecular function (GO): chitin binding; hydrolase activity, hydrolyzing O-glycosyl compounds
Source: RefSeq, a predicted model, not a curated record
AUGGGUAGCCUUCGCUUCCUGUCUACGAUAUCCCUCGUGACUUCAUUUCUUCUCAUCUUCGCUCUCUUCCCUGUUGCUACUCGAUGUUCUAGCCACACCGCGAGACCCCGCCAUCACGAUGGACAAAGUGGACUCGAAGACCGGUCGCUGGCCUUAUUCAGCACAAGGCUUUUGGCGACAGCAGAUGAAGGCCAGAAGUGUGAUGCAGACACGCCAUGCUCGAAUGGUGCCUGCUGCGGCAAAACCGAAGUCUGUGGAUUCGGCCCAACGUUCUGCGGUGAUGGUUGCCAAUCCAACUGUGAUGCACACGCAGAGUGCGGCGAAUUUGCCGAGGACCCGGGUAAGGAAUGCCCGUUGAAUGUUUGCUGUAGCGAAUACGGAUACUGUGGCACAACCGAGAAAUUCUGCAACGACAAGUGCCAGAGCAACUGUGGCUCGCCCGAUGUGCCCCCGGGUGGGAGCUCGAAAUCCGUUCGCAAUAAGGUUAUCGGGUACUACGAGUCAUGGGCCGCACGGCGACCAUGCAAGAAGUUUUCUCCAAGUGACAUCCCUGUUUCCGGGCUCACACAUGUCAACUUCGCCUUUGCCUUCGUCGAGCCAGACACAUAUGAGAUUGUGCCCAUGGAUGGAGAAACACCGGCAAGCCUCUUUAAACAAAUAGCGGCCGAUGAAGACAAGCGGCAGAAGUUCGCAGACAACCUGGUCACCUUCAUGACCAAAUAUGGGUUCGAUGGUGUGGAUCUAGAUUGGGAGUACCCCGGCGCGCCGGAUAGAGGAGGAAAGGAGCGCGACAUGAAGAAUUUUGUCUCGCUGAUGAAGACAUUACGAGAGACCUUUGAUGAUAGUCCUCGAGGUGGCUAUGGUCUGACAUUUACCAUCCCAUCUAGUUACUGGUCGGUGGUCCAAGGAGGAGGGUACAUGCAGUAUGUCGAUGUGCCGGGGCUGCUGAAGUAUGCGAACUGGACGAAUAUCAUGUCAUACGACUUACACGGUGUAUGGGAUGCGAAUAACGAAAUUGGAAACAUCGUUCACGGCCAUACCAAUUUAACUGAAAUCAAGUUGGCGGCAGACCUGCUCUGGAGGAAUAAAGUACCUCCUGGUAAAGUAGUCCUGGGAACUGGCUUCUACGGCCGAACCUUCCAGCUCUCAGAUAAAGGUUGUGCAAAGCCCGGAUGUAAGUUCGAAGGGCCAGCAAGGGCGGGCGACUGUACUGGAGAGGGUGGCAUUCUGGGAUACUUCGAAAUCCAGGAGAUCCUGAAGGGCGAUGAUAAAAUCGAACACAUCCAUGACAAAGAGAACGCCGUCAACUAUUUUACCUUUGAUGGUGACCAAUGGGUGUCCUACGACGAUAGAAAAACGUUCAAGCAAAAGGUCGACUGGGCAAAUGAUGUUGGACUUGGCGGCCUGAUGAUAUGGGCAGUCGACAUGGAUGAUGACUCCUACACGGCUCUCUCGGGGCUGUUGGACAGAGACGUCGGCGAGAGCGUGGAUCUUGACGGCAGUCUCGGAACGAUUGGGCUAGUUAUUGACAACUGGUCGUCGCAGAACGGACAAAACUGUGUCAUGCAGGGCUGUGGGGAGAAAUGCAUGUCGUCCAUGACCGAGGCUGGGAGAGCUACUGAUGACUGCGACGACGAUGAGCACCGCAAGAUAUGCUGCCCCAGUGGCAACAUUCCGUCUGGAUGUCAGUGGCGCGGAGGCGACAAGGGGCUGACCUGUAAACCGGAAUGCAGACCCGGCGAACUGGGUCUGUUCCAAAGCGAGUACGGCAGCUUUGACUGCCUCUACGGGGAACAGCAGUUCUGUUGCACGUCUGACGACUACGAAGACCUUGUUGGAUCCUGCGAGGUCACCGACUGCGGCACGACGAGCUGUCCCAGCGGCAAGACCGAGAUAUCAAGCUUCACUGAUUUUGGGGGAGACUGCGAGGGCCCGAGCCCUGACAAGAGGAAGCGCAGUGUUUGCUGCGACGAAGACAACCAACUGGACGGGUGUCGAUGGACAAAGUGCCGCGACUACCAGUGCGACGCCGACGAGGUUCUGGUGAUGAAGAGCAAACUGUCCAACAUCUUCUGCAGGGCGGAGGAAUCCAGACUGUGCUGCAAAGUAUCAGAUAGCUCGGCCUUCCUUCCAAUUGCUCCCGAGAAGAUAUUCCCCGAGCUUCCCCCGGAUGACUAUGACUAUGAGGUCUAUGACGACCCGAUGGACGUGUCCUCUGACCCGCAUAUGUCACCCGAGAGCUUUGGCUCGGUCGUGCUGUCGGGCCCUCCAGAUGUUGUGUCGAAUCUAGACAAACGUGAUGGCUCUCAUAUGACCUUUUUGUCCUGCGACAGCAUCGAUGAGCAUGGCUUACAGUCCACGCGCGUUGCGUGCAUGAAGGAUGGGGAUGGCAGCAACUGUGACGAUAUGCUGUUGAAUGGGGUCGAGGGCACCAUUGUCAAGAUGCCCAGAGGCUGCGGGCCCGGUCAGUAUGCGGUCGUCAGGUCCCUGGAGGUUUCAGGCAACCAGUCCAUCCCUACUCAAGUGCUGCAGACGAGGGAUUCCAGCCGGCCGGUCAUGGAUCUGGUCUUUGACUAUGACUUUGGUCACGUCAAGCGAGCCGACGACAAGGUCUAUGUUCGUAUCGACUAUUCAAAUGUGUUUCAAUACUGGAAUGAAAUCUUCGGCGCAGACCCCAUUAAGAAAAAGAGAGCUACCGACCCAGAACUGUCGCCGCGGUUCUACAGUUCAAAUGAGGAUGAUUGGAAAAGGAAAUUCAAGAAACUCACAAAGGUGCCCGAGAAUGACCUGUACUACUCAGAGAUGUCCAAGAGCGUUGACGACUCGCUCUAUGGAAGCGGACGGUCGUGCGACAGCUCGGAGCAGUUUUUGAAACUCGACAUUGAAGGAGACGCAGCUGCCAAGGUGAAAUAUGGCUUCACCAUGGUGGGAGCUCUGGAUCCGUGGGAUAUCCAAGAGUCGUACAGCUUCCUCGGAGCCGAGUUCGACGUGGAUCUAGAGCUUUCUUGCACAGCAGGCACUGGGCUAUCGCUAAGCCAGACCGGGCGGAUUGUUGAAGAGCUCUGGAAGACUCCGCUCAGAAUGCAGCGCCUCUAUCACCCUGGUAUCGUGUCCAUUGCCCCCCAGUUCAGAGUCCUCGCUUCCGUCCAGACGACGUCUGAGGCCGGCCUUGUUGGGGAUUUCAAGACGCGCUUCCGCGGUGGAAGUGACGGCUAUAUCUUCACCUUCUUCCCAGAAGGGGCUGGCGACCGUAGAGGCCAGAGCAAGAGCAAGACCAGCUCCGAUGAUUUCACGGGCGACUACAAGAUCACACAGGGAUCUCUGACCUUUACCCUUGAGCCCCGUGUGGAUCUGGACAUCCAAAUCGGUCGUUACCAUGAGACCAGUGAUGGCUAUGCGUCAACCAUAGCCAAGCGGGGGUGGGAAGCUGAGAGCAACCUCGCCUCAACUCAGCUUAGUACCUGGAUAGAGAUGGGGCUCGGGCUUGACGGCUACAAGGCAAUAUACCAACAGUCCGAGGGGUAUGCGCAGGCAAUGAACUACGGGGGUGACCAUGAGCUCUUCACUGAGGACGACGAAUCCCAGUACCUCAUUGGCGAUCGCCCCAAGGCCGUCCAGCUCGCUGGUCCGACUCGCGACCUGGAGGUUCCUGACCAGCCCGACUUUUCCGGCUACCCAAUAUUCGGUGGGCAUGAUCUUCUCUCUUGUGUCGACGGGUUGGACGACGACACUGGCGGGAUUGACGAGGCCGUCUGUGUGGCCAAUAUCGGCACCGCCGACCCAUCAUUGCUGGAAGAUGGCGAAGAGCCGUCAAUUCCGGGCUCUGAGAUGGGCGAUAGCAACGCUCAGAACGCACUGGAUCCGCGCGGCAACCCUCGGCCAUACAAUGUGGUUGAUAUAAGUGGGCAUGUCCUCUUCACCAUCUACUGUCUCGCAUACCCGUCAAUCGGCCGACUGCCCUGGAGCUCCGGAGACCCGAGGAUGGAUAUCAGUAACCCCAGCGGCUGUACCGAAGUUGGAGUGACUGACGACGGGGAUUCCGGCGUGAACUAUGUGACUGAGCAUAUCUUUGAGCUGCAGUCCCUGGCGCAGUUCGUCAGCUUCGCCAUCCAUGGACAGCUGCCCGACGGCCAGCAGACGAGCCGUAAUACGAUCCCACAGCGCGUGGCAGAGCAGCUCCAAGACAACUACAGAUCCUGGGCCGGGUCCAAUGCACCCGCAGGAAAUGCCAUGGACCACAUGUUCAAUGCUAUUGGAAGCAACGACAACAAAGACGCAAUGAUCCCCUGCGAGGAGCAGCUCAACGCCGUCAAGGGCCGGCUUUGGACGGGCAACAACAUUAUCUCCGAGGAUUCAUGGCACCGCGAAGACCUCGAUGAUCCAGAAAACAUCCACAUGGCUCUGUCCUGGCUGCGAGAUGCUGCGAAUAUCUUCGCCUACAUGGAGGCGGAUCCCGUGCAGGACCGUUUCCAGGAGACCGUCAACUCCAUACGGUCGGAGCUCGAGCAGUUCGAGGAUCUAUACAACGCCCAUCACUCCAGCCAGAUUGAUCUGCUCGGCCUUUGGGACGAGUGGGUGGUUUCGUACUUCCAAGACAUGCGAGAUCGAGCGGCUGCCUGGGCGCGGCGUCGCGGCGAUGCCCUCGAGGGCGAGUGGCAGGAUGUGGUGCGCUCUGCACGACGCCAAUACAACUCGGACCCGAACCCGCAGAAUCAGUUGUCCCUGGACGCAGCUGAAGAGAAUUUGAAGGUGAUUCGGGAGACGAUGCAAAAUAUCCUGGACCGGAUCACGAAUACCGGCUUCUGGAACUGGUUGACAUAG